GGCGCCAAACUCAUACAGACCUUCCCGUCCAAAUCCCGCCCCCAUCCGCUCUGCGUCCUAUCAGCGGUGUCUAUUGGAUGUCCCGGGUGUUUGGCGGCACAUGGAAGUACUUUCCAAAUCAGAAGACAGUAUCUGCUUUUGGCUUAUGAGGCAUCCUCUGUGUAAUAAUGGCCACCGAAGUCUCUGAGAUGGAGAUUGGGAAUUGGCUUAGAAAAGCUGUUGAAUGGAGUGAUACUACCACUUUGAUAAUCCAGGAAGAUGUCUGCCUUCACUUGCCAAAAUUACAUGAGUUCCUGUUGCAGAUUUAUGAAACUUUGAAACAUAUGAGUACAAAUGCAGCGAUUGAAAAAUUCCCUGUUCUUGGACAGUUUCUGGGACGCCUGUGCUGGAACCGCUUUGUUAUUGGUCAUGCAGGCACCCGCAAGAUUUUGAUGUGUUGCUUGGCCCAUUUAUACAGCAGUGAACCUCAGAAUGCAAUAGAAAUUAAAGCUAACAGCUGUAUCAAGAAACUAGUUUGUCAUCUGUUUUCCUCAUCUGAACAAAAAAGAAAUGGAGAAAUGGAAAUCAUUGGCCAGCUGGGAUGUUCAACUGCUGAAUACUAUGAUUUGCUUUUAAAAAAUAUCAUUUCAUCAUUAAUUAUUCAGAUUAAAAGAAGCUGGUCAGAUGAAAACAAAAAAGAUGUUUUGGCUGAGCAUGUACACGCACUAUCUGUGACCUGUUUAUGUGUUCUUACGUUGCCUGAAGUAACCCCAUUGCUGGAAGCACUGCUUCUCUAUUAUUGGUCUGGGCCAAAAGAGGUUCUCGACAACUACUUCUUAGAAGCUUUAAAUGAUGUCGUGUUGAGGAAGAAGAUUGUGCUAAGUGAAUCAGCAGUACUUAGCCUGUGGCUUCGUCAUUUACCGAGCCUUGAAAAAGCUGUGCUGGAUCUAUUUCAAAGAUUAAUUGCCCUCCAAAGCAAAUCAGUGAAAGAAAUGGAACAUAUUAUAAAGGAUUCAUUCUUGUUACGAGCUGCUUGUCAUCCAUCUAUUUUUAGAGUUAUUGAUGAUACCUUUAGGAAUGCACUACUUGAAAGUGAUGGAAAUGUUAAAGUGAGUACUAUUAUAAGGGUAUUCACACACUCGUUUUUGAAAGAAUAUGACAAGGAUAAUCUACAGCCGAAGCUUCCACUAAGGGCUUAUUUCCCCAUUGAAAGUCCUGCGCUGGUGUUGGCAUUACUGAGAAAGUAUGAAGGAUUACCAUCUGAUGCUUGUGUUCAACACUUGUGCACCGUUGUUAAAAUUCUAAGAAAUAUGGACAAGGAAGAGAGGACUGCUGACUGUGUCUUUAAAUCCUGGUAUUUACUAAUCCACUUUGGCGAAUGGGUAGACAUUGCAGCAGAGCAGCUGUUGACAUCAGACUUGGAAGUUUCAGAUGACCUGCUGUGGCUUUUGGCAUUUUACUACAAUCCAUGCAAUGAGAACCAAAGCAGAGAUAGAACAAUGAUGGAAGCAAAAUCUGCAUAUAGAAGUUUAGUAUCACUCUUCAGAAAUUCAACAGUUUGUGUUACAUCCCUGAAAAAAAUAUUCCAAGUGGAAAAAAAAUCAGACGAAUGCCAAGCGUGUACUCUGCAGCUGAUCAGACAUCUCUGCGUAACUUUCCUUCUGUGUUCUCCUGAGUGGCAUAACAUCAUCAAACAGUGUAUUUCUUUUAUGACUCAGACACAGGAAGCUGCCAGUGAAGUUUCUGACGUACUGGCUCGUACUUUAUGCAGACUUGAUAUUCCUGGAAUGGAAAGUCGAAAGAUAAUCACGAUAGCGCACUGGCUGCUUCAGGACUCCUAAUAGGAAUUAAGGAAAACAGGGCCUAAUGUGUCUUACAACAACAGUGUAUACAGCCGCUUGCUUUUCACUCGGCCAGUGGAAAUUUGAUGUUUCUUGGCAAACUGUUUUGUCCAUGUCACUUUUUCCUGUACAAAAAUGGAUCUAUUUAUUCACAGCAGUGGCUCCAGGGAAUUGCUUAUUUAGAAUACAGAUGUCAGGAAGUUGUUUGUGACUAGUUUAAUAUUAAUGAGUGAUUUGGAACUUCCACCAGCAUUUGCCUAUGAAAUGGGCACACUGGAUAAAAGGCAAGCAAAAUAUGUAAAAAAUUUGAAUUGUACGCUCUAUUUUUUAUUUUUCUUAGUCUUUUCAAUGUUAUAGUAAUGUUUUAGUCAAUAUAUGUUACAACACCUCA
Messenger RNA from Rana temporaria (common frog), 2211 nucleotides. RefSeq names its product FA complementation group C (gene FANCC). Lineage: Eukaryota; Metazoa; Chordata; Amphibia; Anura; Ranidae. The coding region runs from base 168 to 1820 and encodes 550 amino acids. Gene Ontology annotation, cellular component: Fanconi anaemia nuclear complex. The transcript has 15 exons. Gene Ontology annotation, biological process: nucleotide-excision repair; cellular response to oxidative stress; interstrand cross-link repair. The record is from RefSeq and is a predicted model, not a curated record.